AUGGGAACAGUCCACCUGUCUGCUGAUGAUAUUAAGAGACCAGAAGAGCUGGUGCCUGACACACUUGUGGCUCCUAAACGGUCCGGACAUACAGGCAAGAUGAGGGGCCUCUGGUUGGUGUUGGUGCUCGUGGCUGCGGCUAAAGCUGAGAAGGUUUUUAUUGGAGAUCAGGUCAUCAGGGUCAACGUACAGUCUGAGGAAGACAUCCAACUCCUCCAGGCUCUGGAGACCCAGCAGGAGUGGGAGCUGGACUUUUGGCUUCACCCCGUCUCCACUGAGCUUCCUGUUGACAUCCGAGUGCCCCGCUCCAGUCUGAGCGCCGUGAAGGAGUACCUCCAUGCCCACAACAUCCACUUUACCGUCAUGAUCGACAACCUUCAGGAGGUUCUUGAUGAGGAGAAAGCUGAGAUGAUGGAGAACCAGAACCUGGAGCGCAGCACCAGGAGCUUCAACUUUGGAGCCUAUCAUCCUCUGGAGACAAUCUAUAGCUGGAUGGACACACUGGUGGCUCAGCACCCUAACCUGGUCACCAAGGAGGAAAUUGGGAGAUCCUAUGAGAACAGGCCCAUGUAUGUGCUCAAGUUCAGCACUGGUGGCUACAAGCGUCCUGCUAUCUGGAUCGACACAGGAAUCCACUCUAGAGAAUGGGUGUCUCAGGCGACCGGAGUGUGGACAGCCAACAAGAUUGCCACAGACUACGCGACAGACGCUUCCCUGACCUCCCUUCUGAACACCAUGGACAUCUACAUGCUGAUCCUGGCCAACCCUGACGGCUAUGUUUACACCCACACCAGUAACCGCAUGUGGCGUAAGACUCGCUCCAAGAUCUCAGGCUCCGCGUGCCGUGGAGUCGAUCCUAACAGGAACUGGGAUGCUGGCUUUGGUGGUCCCGGUGCCAGUAAGAACCCCUGCUCUGAUUCUUACCACGGCCCCUCAGCUCACUCUGAGGUUGAGGUGAAGAACGUGGUCAACCUGAUCAAGAGCCACGGCAACUUCAAGUCCUUCAUCUCUGUCCACGCCUACUCCCAGCUUCUCAUGUACCCCUACGGCUAUUCCUGCAGCAACGUGCCCCAUCAGCUUGAGCUGGACUCUGUGGGCAGAGCUGCAGUGCAGAAACUCACUUCUCUCUACGGCACCAAGUACAAAGUUGGAAGCAUCUGCAACAUCAUCUAUCAAGCCAGUGGCGGCAGCAUUGACUGGUCCUACAAUCUGGGCAUCAAAUACUCCUUUGCCUUCGAGCUGAGGGACACAGGUCGCUAUGGUUUCAUCCUGCCGGCCAAUCAGAUCAUUCCCACCGCCUCUGAGACCUGGCUGGCCCUGAAGCACAUCAUGGAGUAUGUCCGCGACCAUCCUUAUUGAUGGAGAACACACUUUAAAAUCAAAUGACUCUGCUUUUAAUCUCAUUAUUCUAUGCCGAGUUGUGAUAUCUGACUUUAAUAUUGACCAAUAAAGUCAUGAAUU
Messenger RNA from Toxotes jaculatrix (banded archerfish), 1461 nucleotides. It is a transcript of the gene cpa4, whose product is annotated as carboxypeptidase A4. The transcript is spliced from 11 exons. The coding region runs from base 1 to 1359 and encodes 452 amino acids. The record is from RefSeq and is a predicted model, not a curated record. Lineage: Eukaryota; Metazoa; Chordata; Actinopteri; Toxotidae. Gene Ontology annotation, molecular function: metallocarboxypeptidase activity; zinc ion binding. Gene Ontology annotation, biological process: proteolysis.